UGUUGCUAGUUUCUCUGCACUCAGAUUAAUCCCUGGCGAUGAAAAAUGAGCCUCUCCCCCACCCUUGCUGCCGCCUUUCGCCUUACGCCCCCAGAGAAGAGUUUCUUCGUGUGGCAGCCGGUGAAGGUUUUUUUCCAAGUCACAUGAUCCAGGAUGCAGGGGGAGAAUCCUUCUUGGAACAGAGAUGGGCCCAGAACCGAAUCAGAUGAGGAGAGAUAAGGUGUGAUGUGGGGAAGACUAUAUAAGAAUGGACCCAGGGCUGCAGCAAACACCCAACCGAGUGGCCCCUUCUCAGGACGCCAUGCAUGUGCCAGCUGGCUCCGUGGCCAGCCACUUGGGAACCACCAGCCGCAGUUACUUCUGUUUCACCACGGCCACGUUGGCUCUGUGUCUCAUCUUUGCUGUGGCAACCAUCAUGGUGUUGGUAGUUCAGAAGACGGACUCCAUUCCCAACCCGCCGGGCAAAUUUCCCCUUAAAGGAGGAAAUUGCUCAGAGGACAUGCUAUGUAUCCUGGAAAGGGCUCCAUCCAAGAAGUCAUGGGCCUACCUCCAAGUGUCAAAGCAUAUAAACAAAAGCAAGUUGUCUUGGAAUAAAGAUGGCAUUGUCCAUGGAGUCAGAUAUCAGGAUGGGAAUCUGGUCAUCCAGUUCCCAGGUUGGUACUUCAUCGUUUGCCAACUGCAAUUUCAUGUGAAAUGUCCAGAACAUUCUGUUGACCUGAAGUUGGAGCUUCUCAUCAACAAAGAUGUCAAAAAGCAGACAUUGGUGACAGUGUGUGAGUCUGGAGUGCAAACCCAAAACAUAUAUCAGAAUCUCUCUCAAUUUUUGCUGGAGCACCUCCAGGUCAACACCACCAUAUCGGUCAAGGUGGAUAAAUUCCAGUAUGUGGAUACAAACACCUUUCCUCUUGAGAAUGUGUUGUCCAUCUUCUUAUACAGUAGUUCAGACUGAACCAUUUCUCCUGAUUUUUAGGAAAAAAGCAACUCUCUACUAUGCAGUACUUCAUCCAACUUAAUACUUGGGCAAAAAGAAACCUUUAGAACAAGACUAAAACCACCAAGGGUAUUAAUAGUAUGUUUCUCCUUCUGUCUCUUGGGAAGAUGAGAGUUUUGAACAAAAUGUCUUUCAGACAGAAGGCAGGGAAGCAAUGUGAUAUGUGGACAGAACCCCAUAUGGGUAUCAGAAGGGAUGGAUUUACACCCCAGCCCAACAAGUCACUCACUAUAUGACCUGGAGCCAUUCCUUUUCCCUCCAUGGAAUUCAGGAUCCACAACUGACAAAUGAAGUGGCUGGAUUUGAAUUUCUCCAAAGUCUCCUCCAUCUCAGAAGCCCAGGCUCUCUCAUCACAGACCUAUGAACUAAGAUUCCAGACAGCGUUCUGGAAGCCCCCAACCAAAAGAAAGAUCCCCACACCAGCAGCAAACCAAUGGUACUGGCGAUAUUGGGCUGCAUGUCACCUCAGCAGAAUUUGAGGACAAGGUUCAGGGUACCUUGCCAAAUGGUGUGAAUUGUAGGACCUAAAAUGUGUAAAAGAAAGGACUACCCAACUGAACAUCCUGAAUCUAAGGGGCCUUCUGGGUAUUUGGAAGAUCAUCUGACCAGGCUCGACUCCAUUCAAGUUAAGAUUGGCAAUAAUUCAAUGACACCUUUUGUUUCCCGGUAUGAAAGUGUUGUGCAGUCAACAAACACUCGAUCAGCAAGCAGUGGUCAAGGUGACAUGGUCUUCUGGUCAAGGAAUAGCUGCUGCCCUCUUCCACACAAUCUCUUUCCAUUCCCUCCUCAAACACCUCUCAGGACACCAUUUCUAUGGAGAGCUUUUAAGGCCCCACAAAGUUACUGAUAGACAAUGAUGGUCCUGAAAAUGGUGAGGAUGUCUGAGCAAUGGUAAUCUCCUCUUCUGAUUUGGAUAGCCACAUUUCUCCAGCCAAGCCCGCCUACCUUUACAUCUGUCCAUCAUCCACGCAGGAAUACCUUACUGUGUGAAAAAAGGGCCAUUUGACUUGUAACCCCUGAGUUUUUGCUUCAGAAGGAAAAGGGACCCUUAACUGCUCUGCAAAAGAAUGGAGAAAAUUUGCAUUUUUCUCAAAAAGAAGGAGAGAAAAAAGGGGGUAGGCAUUCAGGAAAGUUUGUCAGAGAAAAACUAGCAAAGCUUUAAAAGAGGCAAAAAUAACCAGCUGUGGUAGCACAGAUGAAGGGACUUGGGAGAACAAGUGGCUAAGGGAAAAAUGGAAGUCAUUUGCUGAACAGUGUCAAUGUCAACCUCUUCCUAGGUCCCCUCAGAAAUAUUCAGUAAAGUCUACAUUUCUCUUUAAUGCUCUCUGUGAGUAGAUUCUUUGGGAGGAGAGGGCAUUCUAAGAGCUGUGGAAUUCAGCAAGCCAAGUGGUAUGUGGUAAAAGGAGAGACAGGUUUACAGGAUCCAAAGCUGCAGAAUAAGGGGGCAUCUGGUAUCAGUUAAACCUUAAUUCUGAAGGACAAGUGAAUCUUGCUGAAACCAACUCACUCCAUCUUGAAAAGGUAUCUGUGACCUAAGCAUGUGUAAACUAAGCAAAUUUUCUACCAUCUUAUAUUCUAACUUGAGAAAGAUUCCAUUUUCAUUUUUCACCCACCAUCCUCUGAGCAGAGGUGCCUGGCUUUUAUACUGUGACUGCUUCCUAAUCUCAAUCUCUGAAAGCAACAGCUUUCAGACAAGGGGGCCCAGCAUUUAAAGGAAUCCUGUAGCAAGAUGAAAAAGUAAAAUAGAAUAAUCAUUAAUAAGUCAAUUGAUUAUAUGUAGGGAAUGGACAACCUAGGAAGUUUAAAGUGUAAUUCUGCUAUUCCCUGGAGGUUAACCUGGGAAUGUUAUGAGCAGAUGACACCAUCUAUGCAAGUAAAACAAAAAUUUUUCUAACUUGGAA
Molecule: messenger RNA, 2892 nt
Organism: Manis javanica (Malayan pangolin)
Lineage: Eukaryota; Metazoa; Chordata; Mammalia; Pholidota; Manidae
Gene: TNFSF8
Product: TNF superfamily member 8
Biological process (GO): CD8-positive, alpha-beta T cell differentiation; immune response
Cellular component (GO): membrane
Molecular function (GO): tumor necrosis factor receptor binding
Source: RefSeq, a predicted model, not a curated record